Molecule: messenger RNA, 3537 nt
Organism: Microplitis demolitor
Lineage: Eukaryota; Metazoa; Arthropoda; Insecta; Hymenoptera; Braconidae
Product: leucine-rich repeat protein soc-2 homolog
Exons: 1
Coding region: 582-2414 (610 amino acids)
Molecular function (GO): protein binding
Source: RefSeq, a predicted model, not a curated record
CUCGAUGCCUUGGGAAUCUCUGUUUGUAACAACUCUGUGUUGCUGUCAAGCUCUUAGUCCCUCAGUCACUCCAUCUCGCUCUGUCUCUCGUAACAGUUUCCACGAACUGACGAUACCCGACACACGAGAGGGAGUAAUAAUUUGUGAUAGACAGAGAGAGAGAGGAGUAAAAAAUUUAUUUAACCAGCCAGUAACUGGUGAGUUUGCGAGAGUGAGCGAGAGAUAAAAAUAUUUAAAGAGAGUAAGAGUAUUGUACGAGGUAGCGCAGAACGAAAACGCCACACAAAUAAUGUUCGGGUCGCGUUUGCGCCGCGAGUGUUAAAAUUACCAAUAAUGUCAAUACUCAUAAGGUAUAAUUUUUAAAAAAAAUCUACGCGAUGCCUUGAAAUAGCCUUGACAAUUGUGAACAGGUGACUAGUGAGUGCUGUGAGCUAUUGGAUUCACUCAGUGGUAUACAAAAUAUUUAUUUAUAAAUUAUUUUAAAUAAUUUAGCAAAAGUAACAACAGAGUUGAAGAAAAAAAAACAAAAAAAAAACAGUGGAGGCGAGAAAGGUAGUGGUUGAUUGUGUAGCUUUUGGAUUAUGAAAAAGUCGAAUAAAUAUCGAACGGGUGUGGGUAACAUUUCGUCAGUGUGCCUGUCCGAGGCUAAGUCGGACAGGGCCGAGCCUCAGGACAGUCUUGGUAACUUUUACAUGAAGGAGCAAGACAUACCCGAGUAUCUAGAGGGCUGUGGUCUUACGACUUGCUCCGCCGGCAACGACAUGCCCGAGGCAGUGGAGGAUAUUCCCAAGGAGCACCACAAGGAGAAAAAAUUGUCAACCGCGUCGAUAGCCAGUGGGGGUGAUACCAAGAAAACAGUGACUGUCAAACACCCCGAGUCAAACAAACCUAAACCCACGGCUAAAAAAUGUAAACCCAUACAGGCGGACCUCGACGUCGCCAAGGAGUUCAUACGGUGUCGGGACGAGUGUCUUACCAGGCUGGACCUCAGCAAGUCCAGCAUUACCAAUCUGCCGAGCUCCGUGAGAGAUCUAUCGCACUUGCAGGAGUUUUAUCUCUACGGUAAUAAACUCGUGACAUUGCCGCCAGAAAUAGGAUGUCUGACUAGUCUGAGGAUUCUGGCCUUGAAUGAAAAUUCUCUCACCAGCCUGCCAGACACCCUUGAGAAUCUCAAGUCGCUUAAGGUCCUCGAUCUGCGGCAUAACAAACUCAGUGAGAUACCUGAUGUCGUUUACAAAUUAACAUCACUCACGACACUGUUUUUACGCUUCAACCGGGUCCGCUAUGUCAGUGAUAACAUAAGAAACUUGACUAAUUUAACGAUGCUAAGUUUAAGGGAGAACAAAAUAAAAUCAUUGCCUGCGGGCAUCGGCAAGCUGGUGCAUCUCAUAACCUUCGACGUGUCUCACAACCACUUGGAGCACUUACCCGAGGAAAUAGGCAACUGCGUCCAACUGUCGACCCUGGAUCUCCAGCACAACGAGCUGCUGGACAUACCCGAGAGCAUCGGGAACUUGGUCGCUGUGACGAGAUUGGGACUGAGAUACAACCGUCUCUCGUGCAUACCCAAGUCGCUGGCCAAUUGCCGGCUGAUGGAUGAGUUCAGCGUCGAGGGGAACCAGGUCUCCCAGCUGCCAGACGGUCUACUUUCGAGUCUGUCUGAGCUGACUACUAUAACUUUAUCACGUAAUUGUUUUUCAGCGUAUCCCUCGGGAGGUCCGUCCCAGUUCACCAACGUCGAUUCACUUAACAUGGAACACAAUCAAAUAGACAAAAUUCCUUAUGGAAUAUUUUCACGUGCUAAAAAUCUGACAAAGCUCAAUAUGAAGGAAAAUCAGUUGACGUCAUUGCCACUUGACAUUGGAACAUGGGUAAAUAUGGUAGAGCUUAAUCUUGGUACAAAUCAACUAACUAAAAUUCCAGAUGACAUUCAGUGCCUGCAGAAUCUUGAGAUUCUCAUUCUGUCCAACAAUUUGUUGAAACGUAUACCAGCAAGUAUUGGUAAUUUACGUAAAUUACGUGUUCUGGACCUUGAGGAAAAUAAAAUUGAAUGUUUGCCGAACGAAAUUGGUUUUUUACGUGAUCUUCAGAAGCUCAUACUGCAGUCAAAUCAAGUUACCUCGUUGCCACGUGCCAUUGGACAUCUUCUUAAUUUGACUUAUCUGAGUGUAGGGGAAAAUAAUUUAAAUUAUUUGCCUGAAGAAAUCGGUACACUUGAGAAUCUUGAUUCGCUUUACGUAAAUGACAACGCAAAUCUUCAUAAUUUGCCAUUUGAAUUGGCGCUAUGUACAAAUCUCAGUAUUAUGUCUAUUGAAAAUUGUCCAUUGUCGAAAAUUCCAGCAGAAAUAGUUGCCGGUGGUCCGUCCUUCGUUAUUCAAUUUUUAAAAAUGCAAGGGCCGUACAGGUCAAUGUAAUAAAUCGAUGACUUCGAGGAACGCGAGACACGGACCUGCAGCAGCUGCAUUGCCAGCAGAUGUACGAGGAUGUGCCAUCAUCUGUGGCUCCUUUUUGCCAGAAAACCUCAGGGCAGACAGAACAAGACUGUAGCUGGUGCGUCGAGCAUGGAUUUGUAGCAGCUUCCUCGAAGCCCAUUUGUUUAUCACUAUCACAAACAAUGAUAAUAAUGGUCUUAGACUGUUGUUUGAUAAAUAACACAACAAACAAUCUGCAUUUACCUGCAUCAAGUCCUCCAUAAAAUCUAUAACAGUGGCUAAUUAAAUUAUUUCUCUCCCAUGGUGCCAAGUUGUCAUGUUAUUAAUUGUGAUCUGAAGAAAUGUAAGAUUUAUAAUAAUGAAUUUUAUGUAAUUACAUAUUAUUAUAAAUAUAUAAAUAUAUUAAUUAAUUCAUCGAGCCAUCAGCACCGUCCUGCGUAUGACGCAGUCUAGUUUAAAACGCCACCGAUCAUUAUCUCUGUCUCUUCAAAAGCUAAUUGAUUAAUUACAUUUACUAAAGAUAUAAUCUCUCAGAGACUGUCAAUCUCAUAAAUAUUAUUAAUUGUCAAUAUCAUUAUCACUAUAUUUAUCAUUAUUAUUAUUGUGAACUAAUAUUACGGUAUAGAAUGGAGUCAUACUUUGUUCAUAAUUGUCUUUCAGUAAAAUAAUUUAAGGUAUCAAUUGUAGCUUUUAAAAAAUACUGACGGAUAAAUUUUUUCACAGAUUGAGUCUCAUGAAAAUUUUUAAAUUUUUCGGAGUUGGUUCGGCGAGCAGACGAAAGGUUGUAUCGUCCAGUCCCUCUGCUCUUGUUCUUCCGACAAUGAAAUUUUAUAUCAUUUUGUUGUUUUUGUUCCUUCAUUAUUAAACUUUUUUGUUUGGACACUCAGUUUACCCUCCACUUGUCUCUUUUAUUGUAUCGGGUUCCAUAUUUUAUUUUCUCUAGCUCCGUCACAAUAAUGCGGGAACGCAAAUUAUAAAAUAAUAAUAUAAAUAUAUAUAUACAUAAAUAAAUAUAUAUAAAUUGUACAUUAGUACGCCAUAAUUACAAUAUAAAUUAAAAUAUUUUAAAAAAUUGUAACAUGAAGAAUGAAAAAAAAUUAACACU